Liolophura sinensis is the source of this 2480-nucleotide messenger RNA. RefSeq names its product epidermal retinol dehydrogenase 2-like. Gene Ontology annotation, cellular component: lipid droplet. The record is from RefSeq and is a predicted model, not a curated record. Lineage: Eukaryota; Metazoa; Mollusca; Polyplacophora; Chitonida; Chitonidae. The transcript has 6 exons. Bases 134 to 1081 code for a protein of 315 amino acids. Gene Ontology annotation, molecular function: oxidoreductase activity, acting on the CH-OH group of donors, NAD or NADP as acceptor.
GUCGCGGACCUGGGCGAGAACAGGCCGGUACACCAGAACGUUCGUGCGGCUGGUAAACUCUGGCCCGCGCUCUUUAUCGUUGCUCGUACACAGGCCUGUGCUAUAAACGCCCGCGGCUUGGUGUGGAAGUACCAUGGCGAACGACACGCCGCUCUCUCUUGUAGUGGAAUUCAUGGAAGUUUUGGCAAAAUUUCUGUUUUACUUACUUCAAGCGAUGGUGCUGGCGUUUGUCCCAGCGAGUCUACGCCGUAAAGAUGUGACAGGUCAGGUCGUUCUGAUUACUGGAGCAGGUAGCGGCAUCGGUCGGCUUAUGGCGGUGAAGUUCGCAGCUUUGGGAUGUCAUUUAGUAUUGUGGGAUAUUAGCGAACGUGGUAACCAAGAAACAGCCAAAGAGGUUAAAGGUCAGGGUGCAAAGGUCAGUUGUUACCAAGUCGACCUUUCCAAGAGGGAACAAGUCUACCAAACUGCAGAAAAGGUAAAAGAGGAGAUAGGGCACGUGGAUAUUUUAAUCAACAAUGCUGGAAUUGUGACGGGCAAGAAAUUCCUGGACUGUCCCGACUCGAUGAUACAGAAGACCAUCGAAGUGAACAGCUGUGCGCAUUUCUGGACAGUAAAAUCAUUUCUUCCCGAAAUGAUCGAGAGAAACCAAGGCCAUAUUGUUACAAUGGCCAGUUCGGCUGGAAUUCUGGGACUGAACGGUCUGGCAGAUUACUGUGCUAGUAAAUUUGCCGCCGUCGGCUUUGACGAAUCCAUCCGCUUCGAAUUAGAGGUUCAAGGCAAAACAGACAUUCACACAACAGUUAUCUGCCCCUAUGCAAUAAACACGGGAAUGUUUGAUGGCGUAGAAUCCAGGUUUUCUAGUUUGUUACCAAUCUUGGAACCUGACUACGUAGCUUCAACGAUUGUGGACGCCAUUUUGAUCAACCAGCAAGUUUUGUACAUCCCCAAGUUGCUCUACGUCAUGUUAGGUCUCAAAGGAAUUCUCCCAGCUAAGUGCAAUUACAUUCUGUGUCGAUUUUUCGGAGCCACAGCAUUGAUGGAUAAAUUCGUCGGUCGUCAGAGGAGCGAGGGAGCCAACUGAUCAAGGUCUCCAGUCGUCUGUCCGUUUGUCUGCAUGUUUGUCCGUCAUCUGUUUGUCGGUCAGUUUGUCCGCCUGUCUGUUUGUCUCUCUGCUAGGCCCAUAUAAUUCUGAAUCAUGCUGUUAUACUGUAUUCGGUGAUGUCUUUUGACGUACUCUUUCAACCGAAAACACCAUUAGACACACUUUAGAGACGUCAUUGACCAAUCUACAUGUACAUAUGACCAAUCGUAAACACGACUGUUUCAAACAAGUCAAGCUGAUGCCUUACAUAUUAGUUACUCCAGCAUAAUUGCUUCAGCGAACAAUCAAACGCUAAAUGGUACGGUGAGACAAUAAGCAAUUGAGAAUCGUACAUGUCUCGAUCGCACAAGCAAAUGUCGUAAACGGCCACACGUUUUGACGUUGUAAACCUUGUAAAAGAGAAUACGUUUUGACGCUGUCCGCGGCCAUACGUUCUUACCUUGUAAACAGGCCUACGUUUUUAAGUUGUAAAGGGCCUUGCGUUUUGACGUUGUAAAGGCCAUAUGUUUGUCGUCUAGAGCGUCCAUACGUUUUGACGUCGUCAAGGCCAUACGUUUGACGUCGUAAGCGGUCAUUUGCUUUGACGUCGAAUUCACGGAUGCAUGCGACAUAUUUCGUCACCGCACAGAAUUCCCAUAUUUGGGUUAGUUGUGAUAAAAGGUUGUGUGAUUUAAGACUUGUUUUUGUGAUAGAUUUAUAUGAGUCAUACUUGAUAUGAUUACUUCAAGUUGUAUACACGUCUGUUUCUUUGAUUAACUUAAUUGAAUAGCUUAAGAUGUAUACAAUCAUGUUGAUUUGUUAAUAGGUGAAUUUGUGCGAAAAAGUUUUUGUAUCAUAUUCUUUGUCCGUUGGAUAAUCGAAGUUGUGUUGUUUUGUUUUGUGAAGUUUUUACCUUAUUGUUUUGUUUUAAAGCUUCACCAAGCAGUGCAAGGUGUAAUCGUUGUUGAAAUACAUCAGCAUGAAUGUUACAUUAUACAUACAUCGAUAAAUGAUUUGAGUGAGCACUGUUCACACCAAAUAACUCAGGGACGCAUGUUGGAACUAUGUUAAUUAACGAAAUGUUGAUUAAAUACUUUCAUAAUUUCACAUGAAAUAAAAAUCUUUGGUCAAAGUAAUGGUGCCUUUUCCUUUAUUUAUCAUCAUUUUUUGCCUUAAUUUGAUUGUUUGAUUCAUUGGUUGUUGUUUAACGUACCAAUAGUUCCGGAACUCAGAUGAGGCCUUAAAGGUAAAAACAGUCCUCCUAUAUCUUGUGACUUGUGGAAUGUGUUUGGCAACCUUUGUUGACAUUAAUUUACUUUAUUCAUUAACUGUCUCGUGAUCAUCUACUGGCCUGACCGCUGAGCCAUUCGCUUCAGGUGAAAAGCACUUUUCGCCACUU